Molecule: messenger RNA, 438 nt
Organism: Dentiscutata erythropus
Lineage: Eukaryota; Fungi; Glomeromycota; Glomeromycetes; Diversisporales; Gigasporaceae
Source: the annotation of a GenBank genome assembly
AUGUCUAAUGAACCAACAUCAAGUAUGGAUCCGCAGAUUAAAGCAUACAUUGAUAGUGCAUGCCAAGCAACUGUUACGACGUUAAUCGAAAAAGUCAAAGAGAUAAUUAACCAACAAACCGAAGCUCAGAGGAGUUGGAAUGAACAAUUGCAAAAAACGAUAGAUGAAUGGUUUAGCAAGCUAGAGCAGGUUGGUUUGACGACCAAUGGAGUAAAUUUCAACAAUAAUAUGGCCACUGAAGAAGAACAAACCAACCAAACAACCCCAGCAACAAUAUGCUCACAAUCGGAAUUGAGAGACGACUUACCUCAAGAUAAUAAGAAUGAAAGAGUUUUUCGACAUACCGCCCAGUACAAACUUUCACGUAAUAUUACAACAUGUGAUCCACCAGUGCUCCAAUCAGUAAGCGAGACAUUGACUACACAAGAACCACAAUAG